CAAACUCGAAGACUUUAAGCAAGAAUAGUUUACUCCUCAUUAUAGUUGUCAUAAGAAACAAAAAAAAAAAUAUUAAAAUUUUAUUUAAUAAAAAAAAGUGAAAGUGUUUAAAACAAAGUGCCUAUCAGUGUUUAUGCUUAACUAUGUUUAAAAGUGCAAUACGUUUGUUUUCUUCCCAUUCAUCAACCAAGAAUGUAUCAUCGCCAUCUACAAAAGGUCUACGCAAUAAACUUGGCAUUUUGGGUGUUCCCUUUGCAAAGGGUCAGCCAAAGCCAGGAGUGGAUCAAGCCGCUGAUGUGUUGAGGCAACAUGGCUUGAUCUCUAUGCUGCAAGAAUAUUCAAUGGGGAAUUUAUUAAUUUCCGAUUAUGGCAAUUUGGAUUUUCAACAUGUUGAUGAUGCCCAGACACCUGCCCAAUAUAGGAAUAUGAAAAACUAUGGAUCUUUCAUGAGCUGCAACACGGCGUUAAUACACAAAAUUCCCCAAAUACUCAAGGAGCAAGAUCAGUUUUUAUGCCUGGGAGGCGACCAUGCCAUUGGUUUUGGUUCCGUAGCAGGACAUUUAAGGCAUACUCCCAAUUUAUCAUUGGUCUGGGUGGAUGCCCAUGCUGAUAUAAAUCUACACUCGACCAGCGGUUCGGGCAAUAUACAUGGCAUGCCCGUUUCAUUAUUGCUGCAGGAGUUAAGAGAUUUCUGGAAACAUGCACAUUUGGAUGAAUUAGCACCCAAUUGCUUGCGUGCCGAUCAGUUGGUUUUCAUUGGCCUAAGGGACGUUGACCCUUACGAGGCCUACAUACUCAAAAAGUUGGGAAUACGCGCAUAUGCCAUGGAUUCUGUUGAUAAAUAUGGAAUUGCCAAAAUAAUGGAAAUGACUCUGGAUGCUUUGGAUAAGAACAACAAAAUUCACAUAAGUUUCGAUAUUGAUGCUCUGGACAGUCGCAUUGCUCCAAGUACCGGCACUGCGGUUAACGGUGGUCUUACACUACGCGAAGGAAUUUACAUUGUUGAAACCUUAAGUGAGACUAAACGUGUAGAGGGCGUGGAUAUGGUGGAAGUAAAUCCUAGUUUAGGAUCCCAGACCGAUGUUGAAAUAACAUUAUCUGCCGUUUUGGACAUUUUAAAGAGUGCCUGUGGUGGUCAUCGUCGCAGCGGAAAUCAUGAUCAUGUAGAUGGUAGCCUCUUAAAGAAAUAAAUAAAAUUUUUGAUACAUAAAAACUAUGUUUGAUCUUAAU
Molecule: messenger RNA, 1230 nt
Organism: Stomoxys calcitrans (stable fly)
Lineage: Eukaryota; Metazoa; Arthropoda; Insecta; Diptera; Muscidae
Gene: arg
Product: arginase-1
Exons: 5
Coding region: 144-1190 (348 amino acids)
Cellular component (GO): cytoplasm; nucleus; cytosol
Molecular function (GO): manganese ion binding; arginase activity
Source: RefSeq, a predicted model, not a curated record